This is a messenger RNA of Quercus robur (English oak), 1962 nucleotides long. RefSeq names its product amino acid transporter ANT1. The record is from RefSeq and is a predicted model, not a curated record. Gene Ontology annotation, cellular component: vacuolar membrane. Gene Ontology annotation, biological process: amino acid transmembrane transport. Bases 276 to 1586 code for a protein of 436 amino acids. The transcript is spliced from 3 exons. Lineage: Eukaryota; Viridiplantae; Streptophyta; Magnoliopsida; Fagales; Fagaceae. Gene Ontology annotation, molecular function: amino acid transmembrane transporter activity.
CCAUACACACCAAACAAAACAACCACAGAAAAAGGCUAAUUGGUUCAUGACUCAAACGGAGGAUCCAAAUCCCAGAACAACCUUUUCGCAAAAAAAAAAAAAAAUCCCACAACAACCAAAAUCAGAUCCCUCCUACCAAAACGAGUACAACACUAAUGAAACUACCUUUGAUGCCUUAGCAGAAGUCGAGUAGUCCUAUAAAACACAAGUAGAUAGAGUGAGCAAAGCAUAGCAGUUGGGUUUUUCUUUUUUUCUUUUAUUUUUUAUUUUUGACUAUGGAUUACGAGCAACAAAGAAAGGCCGGAUCUUCUUCCUCUUCUUCUUCUUCUUCUUCUCCUUGUUCGGUUCCUUUGCUUGAAUCUUCUUCGAAAGGAACAGCUUCAAUAGCUCAGACACUUGGAAAUAUUAUAGUGUCUGUUAUUGGGACCGGUGUGUUGGGCCUCCCUUUCGCUUUCAGAAUUGCUGGUUGGCUUGCUGGAUUGUUUGGUGUUAUCAUUGUUGGGCUCUGCAGCUACUAUUGCAUGCUCCUCCUUGUUCAAUGCAGACGAAAGUUGUCAUCAGAAGAAGAAUCAAUGGAUCUGAAGAGCUAUGGCGACUUGGGUUAUAAAUGUUUAGGAAGGACAGGUCGAUAUGUAGCAGAAUUCCUUAUUUUGAUUGCCCAAUGUGGAGGUUCAGUGGCAUAUCUGGUAUUCAUUGGACAAAACCUUUCAUCAAUAUUCAAAGGCUAUGGCCUCAACUUGGCGUCUUACAUAUUUUUGUUAGUCCCAAUUGAAAUUGGCUUGUCAUGGAUAAGCAGUCUAUCAGUUCUAUCACCUUUCAGCAUCUUUGCCGAUAUUUGUAAUUUGUUAGCUAUGGCAAUUGUGGUGAAGCAGGAUAUACAAAAAGUGGUAGGAGGUGAAUUUUCAUUUAGAGAUAGGACGGCGAUCACAUCCAACAUAGGAGGAUUGCCAUUUGCAGGAGGGAUGGCAGUGUUCUGCUUUGAGGGGUUUGGGAUGACAUUGGCAUUGGAAGCCUCUAUGAAAGACAAAUCCAGUUUCCCAAAGUUGCUAGCUACGGUUUUCACAGGGAUAACCCUUUUGUAUGCUUCCUUCGGAUUCUUUGGUUACAUGGCUUAUGGUGAUCAAACUAAAGACAUCAUAACUCUUAAUCUCCCCCAUAAUUGGACAUCUAUAGCAGUUCAGGUUGGCCUGUGCUUGGGAAUAAUCUUCACAUUCCCAAUCAUGGUACAUCCAAUUAACGAGAUUGUGGAAAGGAAUUUAGGGAAGGGAAAAUGGUUUCGGAAGCUCCACCAUAACAGUGAGUAUCCAACAACAAGAAUAGGAAAGUAUGCAAUGUAUAUGACUCGUGCAAUUUUGGUGGUGGUUUUGGCGGUCUUGGCCUCGUACGUGCCAGGGUUUGGUGUAUUUGUGUCGCUUGUGGGGAGUACUGUUUGUGCACUGAUCUCGUUUGUUUUGCCAGCCACAUUUCACUUGGUAUUAUUUGGUUCUUCUCUACAUUUCUGGCAAAGAGCCUUGGAUAUUUGCAUAUUAUCAUGUGGAUUGCUUUUUGCUGCUUAUGGUACUUAUAACUCUGUAGUUGGAGUUUGAAGGGUAUUUGGACCCAAUUCAUAAUUGAUUGCAGCCCUGAAAUUUUUUUUUUUAUUGAAAAAAAAAUGGAUAGAAGGUCUCCAAAUUAGUCUUUUUUCUGGGUUUGAAAUGGCAAUGUGUACAAUUGUAAUUUCCUUCUUAGUGGCUAUCAGCCUUUUGUAACCAAAUUGGGCUUUGGAAGCAACCCAAUUAGAUGCACCAUUUGGUGAGGAACGUAUUUGGGAAUAGGCAGAAAUACGAAGAAAAGAUUUCUACGUCCACAGUUUUGUUACUUUGUACACACAUUGAUGUGUUACAAAAUCCCUACGGCCCUGCGCAUGUAAUUUAUAUUGAUGAAUAUAGCUGUUGGCUGUUGCUAGCAGUUGCCUUUCUUGAA